AUGGAUUUCCCAAGCCUUCGCUCCUUUCAGGGAGCAGUGUGGAAAAUCGGGAGGCGAGGGACCGAGGACAAGGGGCGGCCCGCGAUUCUCCUCGGUGCCUCAGCGCGCCUGAAAAGGACUAAGAGAAUGGUGGCGACGACAGACUGCGCAGAAAAGUCAAAACCCAUCGCUGGACACAAGGUAUCCAAACCACUGAUGGAAAAGAAACGGAGAGCUCGCAUAAACAAGUGUUUGGACCAGUUAAAAUCUCUUCUGGAGAGCUACUACAGCAGCAAUAUCCGAAAGCGUAAACUGGAAAAGGCCGACAUCUUGGAGCUCACUGUGAAACAUCUAAGGAACCUCCAAAAGAUCCAGAGCUGCUCUACCGCUGCUUCCGAGCUUUCCGAUUACCAAUCUGGCUUCCGUAGUUGUUUGGCGAACGUCAACCAAUACUUGGUCGCGGCGGACACCUUGAACGGGGGCGACCGCUGGAUGUUAUCGCAGCUUUCCAGUAAGCUCUGCCGCUCUCUGGGACGCGGGGGAGCCUCCAGCACCAUGGACAGCGGCCCGGGCCAAGCUGAGGUACAGGACGAGGCGCCGAGACUUCUUCCAUCGGCGGCCGGACCCGAGGAGGGGAGAGCACAGCACCGGUCGAAAGCACAGAAACGCCACGGUGCGAGCACGCCUCGCUCUCUCCCGAGUGAAGACGCGCGGCAGUCGCCCGGAUCCACACGGGCGGUCUUGGCCGCGGCGCCCGCACCAAACAGUCGCGAGAAAGGUGCCGGUCACGAGAAGUGUCACUCUGUCCGUCACAGGAAUGAAGCUGCCAGCACUCAGCUCAGCGUCUGGCGGCCUUGGUAG
This is a messenger RNA of Xiphias gladius (swordfish), 840 nucleotides long. RefSeq names its product hairy-related 3 (gene hes3). NCBI's taxonomy places the organism in Eukaryota, Metazoa, Chordata, Actinopteri, Istiophoriformes, Xiphiidae. The coding region runs from base 1 to 840 and encodes 279 amino acids. Gene Ontology annotation, cellular component: nucleus. The transcript is spliced from 5 exons. Gene Ontology annotation, biological process: anterior/posterior pattern specification; regulation of neurogenesis; regulation of transcription by RNA polymerase II. Gene Ontology annotation, molecular function: protein dimerization activity; DNA-binding transcription factor activity, RNA polymerase II-specific; RNA polymerase II cis-regulatory region sequence-specific DNA binding. The record is from RefSeq and is a predicted model, not a curated record.